Molecule: messenger RNA, 1155 nt
Organism: Aphanomyces invadans
Lineage: Eukaryota; Oomycota; Saprolegniomycetes; Saprolegniales; Verrucalvaceae
Exons: 6
Coding region: 66-956 (296 amino acids)
Source: RefSeq, a predicted model, not a curated record
CCUAAAUCCAUCGAGAAGUGAGGUGGCGGUGAAAAGAUCCGUUCAAUCGACCUCAGAGUGCCAAGAUGGAGGGCAUGAUCAACUACUUCAUUCCGGACGACGGCGACACGCCAGACCACCUCAACGUGUUCCCCAUCCCAUCACAACACAAAAGCAACCUAAAGCUUGCCCACAUCAAGAAGGAAUUUCCCAUCCCAGGCAAGUUUCACUUUCGCUUUAAGCAAGCAUUCGAGGGCACGUAUGUGUGGUUGGAUGUCAACGACGACGACCCGGUACCUGAUUUCAAUGGUCUCAUCAUCAGCAAGAUUUCACGUAUCUCGGACGUCGAAGUACCCGCGCAACACACAAGCACGUCGUCUGCAUCGAGCAAGUCGGCUGCGUCAUCUCCACCUUGUGUCCAAACCGACCCUUCUGCUGUCCCUGAUCUCAUUCAAACGAAUGUAUCCACGCCAAAAGCAGUUGACACUGCGCCCAAGGUGUUCAACGACGACCUCGUGGGACUGAUGUCCACUCCUAUCACGAGCCAGUCCCCGCGCGGUCCUGCUAUCGCCAACCCGUCGCCUUCCGCGCAAUCACAACAGCCAGGAGACGCUUUCGAUGUGUUCGCAGGCGCGAACCCAACGAUCAAGCCACCGACGCCACGAGGAGCAAUGGGUGGGGCGCCAUCACCCAUGAACCCACCGCCCUCCGGGAGUAUGAAUCAAUUCAACAACUUGCAUGGUGGUCAGUUCAGCAUGGGCGGUCCUCCCCAACCACAGCAGGGCUUCAACCUCGGCCGUCCGCCUAUGAUGAAUCAAAUGAAUCCGAGCGGGAUGGGCCAGAUGGGACGCCCGCCGCCGAUGCAACAAAACGCCAACGGGUUCAACAACCUCCAGUGGCAAGGCAUGAAUCCGAUGCAGCAGCAACAGCAGCAGCAACGCCCACCGACAGGCCAACCCCCACGACAAAACUGGUAACGAGCAAGAUGGAUUACCGAUGCAACGAGGAUAGCGGUAGGAGAUUGAGUCCUAAAGGACAUCUCGCGUUUUGCAUUGGGUUUGUGUACAAUUGCUUUCAGAGUCAACGACAACAGAGAUUUCGGUGGCGAAUUCGCUUUAUAUUUUGAUAAUCAAGGCUUACUCACGGGUAGCAAAGUUACGGCUGGAUGGGCCUCGU